AUGAUCCCGAAGUAUAUAUCCUCUGUCUUCUUCAUUCGUGGAAACUGCAUGGGUACGAAUCGUCUCCCGUUCUGCGUGACGCAACCGAGGCGGCCGGCCUCCUUUCUGCACUGCGUUCGCUAUGCGAUCCCCUCAUCCAUCGCCUACGAGCCAGGGAGGCCUCGAGGCUCUGGCCUCCCGGAUGGGAAGAUGGGAGGCCUCGAGGCUCUGGCCUCCCGGAUGGGAAGAUGGGAGGCCUCGAGGCUCUGGUCUCCCGGAUGGGAAGAUGGGAGGCCAGAUGUAGACGUUUUGCUCCCUCUGACGUCGGAGCCAUGUGGCGUCGACGUUGUGGCUCGCCGGGCGUUCCAUGAUGUUCGACCAGAAUUCUUCCACUUCCGCCUUACCAGGGAUCUUCUUCACUUCUAUGGGUUUCGCUCCCAGUUCCCGGGCCCAAGCUUGGAUCUUCAUCUUCACGUUCUCUAUGGCGGUCGGGAGAUCGGCAUCGGAGGUGAUCUUGUACUUGGGGCACAGCCGCUUGUAGCCCCACCUGCCCCACCUGCCCCUCCUGCCCCACCUGCCCCUCCUGCCCCACCUGCCCCUCCUGCCCCACCUGCCCCUCCUGCCCCUCCUGCCCCCGCCCUCGGUUCACGGAAGAGUCGAGAGGGGCUUUCCGGGAACGCGAAUGGGGAAAAUGAGCAUUUCGUUGGACGGGCUAUCUUGUCAAGAUCAUGUGACAUCAAAAGUAUCUCCCAAGAAAAUGGCACAAAAUUCACUGUUGGAGAGUAUGAGGUUGAUCCAGUGCAUGGGUUUUGUGACUGCUACAUGGGACUUACUGGUGCUUGCUGCAAGCAUCAAGUUGCUGUAGCAGAGCAACAUAGCUUCAUUCUGCCAAAUGUUCCUAUCCCCAAUAGUCCCAGUGACAAGUUGGCACUUGCAUACCUGGCUUUGGGACAUGAGGCUCCAAAAGUGUUCUUCUUUGACACAAUGGUUCCCACAGCCAUUGAUACCAGACACCCCAAGGUGUCAACCUCUGUAUCCACUGCCCUCUGUAUUUUGGGUGAACCUGCAAUGGAAUCUCAGACAGUCCUCGAGACAGUGGUUGAACCUGCAAAAGACAUGAAGAUAGCUGAAGCUAGAAGCAGCUCCAAUAAGGAUUCAGCAGAAGAUAUUAGAGCCAUCCAGAGUCCACAUGAUCCCUUGCUGCUGGCUGUGAAGAGACUUGAGAAGACUCUAUCUACUCAAGUUGACAAGUUAUACUUCAUUCUU
Messenger RNA from Darwinula stevensoni, 1245 nucleotides. The record is from the annotation of a GenBank genome assembly. Lineage: Eukaryota; Metazoa; Arthropoda; Ostracoda; Podocopida; Darwinulidae.